AUGGCGGACCCCUUUUCUCCCUUCAAGGUCGAUCUGCCCUUGGAAUCCCAGCGAGGGUUCAAUACUCGUCAGGUUCAUUCCGGGGCGAUACCCGACCCAGCAACCAAGGCCCGAGCGGUUCCCAUAUACUCCACGGCUCCCACGGUCGAGGUACUCGAAAAGAGGGUAGCUGCCCUCGAAGGAGGCACUGCUGCCGUGGCCUGCGCCUCGGGACAAUCGGGCGUCUUCCAGACAGUGCUGUGCCUCGCUCACGCAGGGGACAAUAUCAUCAGCUCAAUCAACCUCUAUGGGGGUACUUAUAGUCUGUUCAAAUGCAUUCUUCCACGGCUUGGGAUCUCGGUGAAAUGGGUGCAAGACAGCGAUCCAGAGAGCUACCGCAAGCUGAUCGACGAUCACACGAAACUGGUCUUUGUUGAAACGGUAGGGAACCCGCGGAUCAGUAUACCGGAUCUCAGAGCAAUUGCAGACAUUGCACACGAGAACAAAGUGCCCUUUGCAGUAGACAACACCUUUGGCGCUGGUGGUUUCUGGUGUCCAGCAAUUGAACACGGCGCAGACAUCGUCAUACAUUCGGCCACCAAGUGGCUCGGUGGACAUGGAACCACGGUGGGUGGAAUCAUUGUCGAUUCCGGACGCUUCAAUUGGAAGGAAUCCGACAGGUUCCCGCACCUGACAAAGCCGAGCGAGGGGCCCAUGGCGUUUUCGUAUGUCAGUGCAUUUGGUAAUGUCGCAUUUGCAUUGGCUCUGCGCAUUGAAGUCGUGAUGGAGGUUGGCGCCGUGAUGAAUCCCUUUGCAGCGCAUCAGAUUCUCGUCGGGAUCGAGACGUUGAGUCUACGAUGUGAACGAAUCGCGUCUAAUUCCAUGCGGAUCGCUGAGUUCUUAAGCGAACAUCCAUUGACUGGGUGGAUUAGCUACCCCGGUAUGUUGAUUCUACAUUAUUCUGUCGGAGAUUGCAAGACCAUGGCAACCCAUCCGUGGGGCUCCACCCAUUCCAUUAUGACCGAAGAAGAUCGUAUCCGUGCUGGAAUUACCGAAGAUCUGAUCCGGCUAUCAGUAGGUACAGAAGAUGUCGAAGAUAUCAUCGCUGAUUUAACCCGCGCAUUUGAUGCCAUAGCGUUGGUUCAUGACAGUGUACCAACUACGGUAGAUGGGUUAACUCCACAAACGUGUGAUAUCAAAUCCGAUGUCGCGGUAAAGGAGGUUGAAUCCUCGGUGGCAAAGAUGCUUUGA
Molecule: messenger RNA, 1230 nt
Organism: Aspergillus campestris IBT 28561
Lineage: Eukaryota; Fungi; Ascomycota; Eurotiomycetes; Eurotiales; Aspergillaceae
Product: O-acetylhomoserine aminocarboxypropyltransferase/cysteine synthase family protein
Exons: 6
Coding region: 1-1230 (409 amino acids)
Biological process (GO): transsulfuration
Molecular function (GO): pyridoxal phosphate binding; transferase activity, transferring alkyl or aryl (other than methyl) groups
Source: RefSeq, a predicted model, not a curated record